Messenger RNA from Metarhizium album ARSEF 1941, 1092 nucleotides. RefSeq names its product Transcription factor IIA, alpha/beta subunit. The transcript has 3 exons. Gene Ontology annotation, cellular component: transcription factor TFIIA complex. Gene Ontology annotation, biological process: transcription initiation at RNA polymerase II promoter; transcription by RNA polymerase II. Bases 1 to 1092 code for a protein of 363 amino acids. The record is from RefSeq and is a predicted model, not a curated record. Lineage: Eukaryota; Fungi; Ascomycota; Sordariomycetes; Hypocreales; Clavicipitaceae.
AUGUCGAACCAGGCUGUCGGAACCGUCUACCAGGCCAUCAUCGACGAGGUGAUCAACAGUUCGAGAGUGGACUUUGAGGAGAGCGGCGUGGAGGAGAGCGUCCUAGAGGAGCUGCGUCAGGGAUGGCAGCAGAAGCUUUCUCAGCUCGAUGUGGCGCGGUUUCCUUGGGACCCGAAGCCUGAACCACCGCCACCUGCUCCAGCACCCGCAGCUCAACCACAGCCCGCUCCCCAGAACAACACGACACAGGCGCACUUCUCGCCAACCAUGUCAUUGCCCAGUGCCACCGUCACACCUGGCGCUACAGGCCAAAACGGCGUCAACUCUGAGCUCGGGGUCGUUAAGCAGGAGCCCAGCAUCAAGCAAGAACCUGUCACGGCAACAGCCAUGCCAGCCUUGCCAAACUACAACGGUCUAGACAAGUCCAGCGUUGCGGCUAGCAGAGCAGCCCAGCAGCUCCAGCUUCAGUACGGCAUUCGGGCUGCAGGCUCCAUCAAUGCUAUCCAGGGUCAGCAACAGCAACAGCCUCACCAGCAGCAAGGCCAGCAGCAAGGCCAGCAGCAAGGCCAGCAGCCCGCUGAUGGCACAGCAAGUAUCCCCAACGGCCAGACCGACGGCCCCGGUGACGUUGAUGAAGAUUAUGAAGGCAUCCUGAUGCAGCGAAACUCUCAAGGCACCCUCAACGAGCUCGGGCGCGUCGAAAUCGAUCGCAUGCUUCACUCCCAGAUUGCAGCCAGGGCAAAGUCCAUGGAGGGCGGAGGCCUCAUGCUCCCCCUGAAAGAAGCAGCCCGACACACUGCCACGUCGACUUCCUCGAGAAAAAGCAGAGGAAUCGCAGGGCAUGACGGAGGGGACGACGACGACGACGACAUUGACGACGAAGACGCCAUCAACUCUGACCUCGAUGACCCCGAGGACGAACAUGAUGAUGAUGAAGUGGACGACGAGGGACUGGGCCACAUCAUGCUUUGCAUGUACGACAAGGUCCAACGGGUCAAGAACAAGUGGAAAUGCACCCUGAAGGACGGGGUGCUCACUGUCAACGGCAAGGAAUAUGUCUUCCACAAAGCGACAGGUGAAUAUGAGUGGUAG